AUGGAGCAGCCUGAGGACAUGGCGUCGCUGAGCGAGUUCGACUCCUUGGCGGGCAGCAUCCCGGCCACCAAGGUGGAGAUCACCGUGUCCUGCAGGAACCUUUUGGACAAAGACAUGUUUUCCAAGUCCGACCCACUAUGUGUCAUGUAUACUCAAGGGAUGGAGAACAAGCAGUGGCGGGAGUUUGGACGCACUGAAGUCAUUGACAACACACUCAAUCCUGACUUUGUGCGCAAAUUCAUCGUGGAUUACUUCUUUGAGGAGAAGCAGAACCUCCGUUUUGACUUAUACGACGUCGACUCGAAGAGCCCUGAUUUAUCCAAACACGAUUUUCUGGGCCAAGCCUUCUGCACCCUCGGAGAGAUUGUGGGGUCCCCUGGGAGCCGCCUGGAGAAGCCCCUCACAGAAGAGAGCUCCUGGCCAUUCAUGCAGCAACUCAGUGAGGGGGGCAACCAGGACCUGAAGUCGGCCCACCCGAAGAAUCCCUUCCAGGAGGGCGAGUUCCCAGGUUGCAAAGCUGAGAAAAUCCGGCCCCACCCCUCAGGCCAGCCUCGGGAGCAGCAGCACGCUGUCGGCAGAACCCACUUUGAGAACCACUGA
This is a messenger RNA of Puma concolor (puma), 600 nucleotides long. The record is from RefSeq and is a predicted model, not a curated record. Lineage: Eukaryota; Metazoa; Chordata; Mammalia; Carnivora; Felidae.